This is a messenger RNA of Thecamonas trahens ATCC 50062, 3754 nucleotides long. Its product is annotated as TKL/DRK protein kinase. Gene Ontology annotation, biological process: protein phosphorylation. NCBI's taxonomy places the organism in Eukaryota, Apusomonadida, Apusomonadidae. The record is from RefSeq and is a predicted model, not a curated record. Bases 137 to 3754 code for a protein of 1205 amino acids. The transcript is spliced from 2 exons. Gene Ontology annotation, molecular function: ATP binding; protein kinase activity.
UUUCGUCAUUUUUCUUCUCGAUGAUGUUCGGGAAGAUCUUGGCCUCGUUCGACAGAACACGUACAUUGCAGCGACUGCUGAGCGUGCGUCUUCGGUGGCGGGACAUGUGGCCGUGGUGAGGGAGACUGCUGAUGCUAUGUAUCUCGCCUUGGCCGCGGCUUAUCGUGAUGGGGACAUUGCAAGCCCGGACGAUGUGGCAGGGCUGACCAACACCCUCCGCCCGCUCCUCACCUCGCACCCGUUCAUCGCCUCGAUCUCGGCCGCGCACUCAACAAGGAGCACGUUCAGAUUCCAUCGCGAGCACGUUCCCUUUCUCAUCACUCAGUUCCGGGUCUAUGUCAACGACAGCUACCAGACCCAGAUCGAGCGGGUGGCUCCGCCUGGAGUGCCCAUCACCCACGCCAACUGGUCCGAACCAGUCCCGCUCGCCUUUGACCCAUGGGCCACCGAAUGGUGGGCUCGUGGCAGCGAUCCGAGUCUUGUCAACGUCACCGAUGGAAAUCCCAUUGCGUGGAAGGCGCCGCUUGUUCCCGAGCUCGGCGAUGCGACUGACCCGUCGGCCCUGCUCAUCCCCUACAUGGAGGCCUCGUUCCGGCUCAACUUUCGCGACUCGGACCACUUUUCGGUCUUCCGCAUCCAGCUUGGCGUCAAUGACAUGUCAUCGCUGCUCGACAUUGUGCCGGCGAGCGACAUCGUCAUCGUGGCGGCCGACGGCUCGCUCAUCGCCGGCCAGUCGGACGUCCAGCUCAUCGAGUACAUCGACUCGGAGAACCCAAGUCUUGGCGCACGGAAUCGCCGCGUAUGGGAGGUGCCUGGCCUCGAUGUGGUGACCGAAGAGUAUUUGCAGAGCGCCGGCGGGCCGUUUGCCGGCGGCUACUUGUACGUGUCUUCGGCAACAGCGCGGGGUGACCUGCCGUGGCGCUCGGUCAUCCGCACCUUUGCCGCCGAUGUUGCCGGCGUGGAGGAUAUUGCGCGGAUGGAGGACUCGGUCUUUCGGCUCCAAGUCUGGAUCAUCACCGUGGCCUCGGCCGUCGUCGCCCUCAUUGUGCUCUCGAUCCUCACUGUGUACGCCGUCUCGCGGGCACGGGUCUUUGCGAUCCGCACCGACACCCAGUACUCGUUUGAGAUGAGUGAUGUGGUCAUGGGUCAGCUCCUUGGUGUGGGCGGCUUUGGUGAGGUGUACCACGGCACGCUCAAUGAUGGCCGAGCAGUGGCGGUCAAGAUCCUCAAGACGCCUGCCGUCACCAAGCAGGAGAUGCGGGCCUUUGUCUCGGAGGCAACUGCCAUGGCUCAGCUCCGCCACCCAGACAUUGUCGACUUUGUCGGCAUCAUCGCCACCCCGCCGGACUUUGCCAUUCUCUCGGACUUUAUGCCGCGCGGCUCACUCUUUGCCGCCCUCCAUCGGCCGUACACUCUCUACGACAUGACGCUGCAGAUCGCCUGGCUCCGCGGCAUUGUCUCGGGCCUCCGCUUCCUCCACGCCCGUAACAUCCUCCACCGCGACCUCAAGUCGCUCAACAUCCUCCUCACCGUCGCGUACAUGCCCAAGAUCUCCGAUUUUGGCACCGCAACUCUUGCCGAGUCGGUCUCAGCUACCGGCAACGAGAUGGAUGCGGUGACGUCGUUGGAGGCUGGACAGGGCGAUCUCGGCUCGAUCUUCUGGUCGGCGCCCGAAAUCCUCUCGCCGACGCCGAUCCACUCGGAAGCGUCCGACAUCUACGCCCUGGGCAUUCUCCUCUGGGAGAUCGUCUCUAACGGCGCCGACCUGUAUCCGGACAUUGCCGCCUCGUCAGUCGCCCAUCUCGUGGUCCAUGAGAAUCUCCGACCGCCGACUUCGAUCCUCCCGCCGCGCUUCAUCGAGCUGUACUCAGCGUGUGUGGACACCGAGACGCAGCGCCGUCCCACGCUGGCCUACAUCGCUGGUGUCCUAGACGACGUCGUUCCGCCCAACACCACACCCGUUCUGCCGUCGGAUUGUGUGCCGUUCCCUACUGGCCCGCUCGCGGUCCUUGGCCUCACCAUCCCGGAUCUAGCACACGUUCUCUCAACCUCGACUGUGGCAAACGGCGAGGCCUAUGUUGCCGCCAUCUGCACCCUUCAUGAGAAGAUGGAGGCUAUUGCUGCAAAGUUCUCGGGCGUGGUGGCCCAGUCGACGCUCCGCACCUUUAUCGCGGUCUUCCCCUCGCCACAGGCUGCCAUCCUCGCUGCCGCCGACGCGAUCAGGAGCUUUACGCCUCUCGCUAGCGACGCGGCCACUGCGUACAACACCGGCCUAGCCAUCGACGACACGUCCAAAUUUGGCUUUUCGUCGACAUCGGUAACCGAGACAAGGUCGUCCCUUGAGCCUGCAGUCUCAUCCAAAGCCUCGGCCCCGGCUUCGGCUUCAGCCUCGGCCCCAGUCAAGCGGAACCAGGUGGCGCCUGCCACGGCUACACCUGCAAUCGCGCCUGCGCAAGCCGACGCCGACGCCGACGCCGACAAGGGCUCGCUGUCUUCUCCGUCUGCGUCGUUGUCGUCGUCUUCUUCUUCCUCGCCUUCGUCGUCAUCGUCGUCGUCACUCCAGUCGUCGUCAUCGGAAGAGGAAGAAGAGGAACAGACCGAGGCGAGGCUGGCAGCCGACGUGCUGGGAGUCACGUUUGGCAUCGGUGUGUCAUACGCGCACGGCUCGACAGCACGCAACAAGUCGACGUACGGCGUGAUUGUGUCUGGACUUGCCAAGGACCAGGCGAUGUCGCUGGCGCGGCGCGGGCGGCCCGGGGUAGCCAUCGUUGCCGAGUCGGCGGUGGCGGUGGCGGCAAUCGACUAUAAGGCCGAAGGCCUGGAGGUCGGUCCAGCGUGCUCUGCUGUCGACGGCGUGCCUGCGGUGACGAUGGGACAGAGCGGAGCAGGCGUGGUGGCGACGCACUCGCGCGAGGACGCGCAAGUUGCGGCUGCUGCGCGCGCGGACGGCGAUAGCAACACGCCGUGGCUCCUCUUUGCGGUUCCACCACACAUCAGCCUCACGGACCGAGUGGGCAUCGGGUCGGCAACCGAGGUCUUUGCUGCUAUGUUCCGCAACAAGGACUGCGUGAUCAAGAAGGCGCUGCCGCGGUACAUUCCGCUGCGUGUCCAGGGCUACCUGGCGCACCUCGCAGCGCGGUGCCAGAGCCUGAACUCACCCAAUGUGGCGCCGCUGCUCGGCGCUGUGGUUGCGCCGGACAACACCUCGCUCCUUGUCCCGUGGUACAAUAAGUGCCUUGCCGACCUGUUCGAUAACGGGGCGGUGGAGCCGACCUACGUGACGCCCAAGUCGAUCGGGCUCGACGUCGUCGCUGGCCUCCAAGCGCUCGCUGCUGCCGACAUGGUUCAUGGCAAGAUCUCGCUGGCGAACGUUGUGCUGACCGAGGCAGGAACGGCCGUGGUGACCGACUAUGCGCUCAUGCCGCUGCUCACCUCAGCGCAGACAAUGACCGGCGCCUCACAUGUGUACUACAUGGCACCGGAGCUGCUCCGCGGCGAAGCGCCGACAACUCACUCGGACGUCUACGCCCUCGGCAUUGUCCUCUACCAGCUCAUCACGGGACGGAUCGAUCCGUACGAGGGCACAUCGGCCAUGGCUGUCGUCUUUAAGGUAAUCCAGGGCGACCUCACGCCGGACCUCAAGAACGUUGCGCCCGAUUGGGCCGCCCUCCUCUCCUCGACCUGGGCUCAUGUCCCAGGCCGCCGUCCCUCGCUCACCCAGCUUUCCAUGGAUCUUGCCGCGCUGCCGCAGUAA